Molecule: messenger RNA, 1092 nt
Organism: Clonostachys rhizophaga
Lineage: Eukaryota; Fungi; Ascomycota; Sordariomycetes; Hypocreales; Bionectriaceae
Source: the annotation of a GenBank genome assembly
AUGAGUAAUUCGGCAGUAACCAAGCCUACUGGCACCAUCUUGCUCACAGGCGCCAGUGGCACCAUCGGCAGCGCAAUCGCAUCCCGGAUCGCAUCAAGCCCUGCGCUCUCAGCCGAGUACCACGGCCUCUACACGGCUCGCAAGGCAGAGACGGCAUCGGAGCUGAAGAGAGCGCUGUACAGAUCCCACUCAUCAUCGGGAUCCACGUCCCCUCACCCCCACGACAUCCUGAGUCUCGACCUCUCCGACCUCUCCGCCGUUCGCGACAUCGCGGCCAGGAUCAACGCCCGUGUGGCCUCUGGGGAGAUCCCGCCCCUUCGCGCCCUGAUCCUCAACGCGGGCUAUCUCGAGUUCACCGAGCAGAGAUGGACCGAGGACGGCUUCGACAUGACCUUUGCAACCAACUAUCUCGGCCACUGGCUCCUCGCCAUGCUGUUGCUCCAGAGCAUGGACAAGGAAUCAGGACGCAUCGUGUUUGUAACCAGCGAGUCUUACGACCCUCUUAACCCGAAGAACGCACACGCCGGCUUCGCCGACAAGAAAUGGCACCAGUUCAUCACAUCCGGCACCUUCGAGCCCAUCGCACAGGGGACAUGGAGCAGCUCGGCAGACGACCCCUCCCCGUCCGGCGGCUACCGACGCUACGGAGCCUCCAAGUUCUGCCAAGCUCUCGCAAUAGGCGAGCUCCAGCGCCGCCUGGACGCCGACCCGGCCCUCGCAAACAUCUGCGUCCUCGGCCUGGACCCGGGCACCGUCCCGACCAACAUCACCCGCCGCGGGCCCUGGCCCAUCCGCGUCUUCGUGCCCCUCUUCGUCAUCAGCGUCAUCGGGCCGCUGAUGGCGUGGUUCAACCGCAACGGCGCCCUGCGCACCGUGGCGCUCGCGUCCGAGGACCUGGUCGACGCCGCGCUGGGCACCACCGCCGUGGCGCCGUUUGGGGGUAGGCCCAAGGGAUUGUUCCUGUACGGGUCGAGGGUGGAGGAGAUGACCGCCGAGGCGCGGGACGAGGAGAAGAGGCGGCUGCUGUGGCGGGAGACGCUAGGGUAUACGCAGCUGAGGAAGGACGAGACGGUUCUUGACUUUUCGGGAUAA